Messenger RNA from Ceratitis capitata (Mediterranean fruit fly), 1016 nucleotides. RefSeq names its product tRNA-splicing endonuclease subunit Sen2 (gene Tsen2). Gene Ontology annotation, molecular function: nucleic acid binding; tRNA-intron lyase activity. The record is from RefSeq and is a predicted model, not a curated record. The transcript is spliced from 2 exons. Gene Ontology annotation, biological process: tRNA-type intron splice site recognition and cleavage; tRNA splicing, via endonucleolytic cleavage and ligation. Gene Ontology annotation, cellular component: tRNA-intron endonuclease complex. Bases 275 to 997 code for a protein of 240 amino acids. NCBI's taxonomy places the organism in Eukaryota, Metazoa, Arthropoda, Insecta, Diptera, Tephritidae.
AUAUAUCAAAAAAAAAUUCAACAAACAAAAAGUUUUCCUUUUACCCAAAUAUUUAAUGCUCGUUAUUAAUUAUACCACUAAAAUUCAUUAUGUAUUACACCCUGUGGUAUAUCAGUCCCAAAUUGACAAACAGCUGCUUAUAUCUAAAUAAUUAAUAAAAGAAAAAUAAUAGCAGCUGAUAAGAAUUUAAUUUUGUUUACAAUGAUUUUUAUUUGAAAGUGCCAACAUUUGUUCGCAGUCCCAUAAAUCAAUAUUAAAAUUUAAUUUUGAGAUUAUGCUCUUUACACCAGUUAUAAAACGAAAAAAAGGUGCGGGUAGAAAUGCUUUAGUACCACCUUUCCCGGACAAGCAUGCUAUCGUAAAAGGUGUUUUCACAGGCUUAUCCGUUGAGGUGUACGACACCGAGAGUAUUAAGGCAAUAUAUGAAAAUGGAUUUUAUGGAAAAGGUAGUAAAUCUAGAGGUGCACCACAAGUUGUUACAAGAAAUGUAACCGACGUUGCAGAAUGCCUAACAUUAGAAUUGGAGGAGGCGGCAUUUCUAGCAUACAUUUUUGGUGCAUUAAGUAUACAAAAUAUUGAAAAUAAUGAAGUCAAGUGGGCAGAAUUUUUGAAUGCAGCGCAAACAAUAAACUCACAAUUCAUAGAAAGCUUUGCCUGCUAUAUGUACCUAAAAUCUAAAGGAUGGAUUAUAAAAAGUGGUAUAAAAUUUGGUGGAAAUUUUUUAAUUUAUAAAAAGGGACCGAGAUUCCAUCAUGCCAGUUUCAUUGUAUUCGUCCUGCAGAAAACAACCGAUCAAUAUAUUUCAACGAAGGAUAUAAAAGGACUACAACGCAUUGCAGAAACUUCAGAUAAAGAUGUUUUGAUAUUGGAAGUAUCAAAACCAAAAACUUUAACAUUUAAUGCUAUUUCAGAAAUUAGUACACUUAAAAUAUCAGAAAUAAUAGUGCGACGAUUUAACAGUACAACUUUUGUACAAACGCAAGAAUUAGCUAAAUAGCGUAGCUUAUACAAAAUUA